GCAUCAAGUAGGCAGUAGCUGUCUCGUAUAUCGUCUGCAUACGCGGAAAGGCCACCGCGGCCGUAAACGUCACUGCGCGGGCGUGCGAGCCCGCGCGCGUGCCCGCCAAUAAAUAAUGUCAGGUCAGGGGUUUACUUCCGCGUUUUGAGUCUCCCGCCACCACUUCCGCAUCACGUGACUGGGCAGAACGACAGGUCAACAAUGCGAGACGUCCCGGAGGAACUCACCGCGCUCAUUUCAGACCUUGAAGCCUUCCUCUGUGAUGGCUUGAAGGGGGAAAAUCUGAGCAAGAAGGCGAAAGAUAAGAGGGAAGCCUUCAUUAGACGGAUUAAAGAGGUCAAAUUGGGUUUUCCACAUGAUUUCAAGGAAAAAAGCGGAGAGGACUCCGUCGACGAGGAGGAGGAUGUGGACAGCAGCAACAACGACGGAGACAAGGAGGACGACCCCUACGAGGGUUCCCGGCAAUCUCCGGCAAUCGCAGCGCAAGACCUGCAGUCUAUUCUCAUGUCGGGAUAUCUGGAGAAACGCAGGAAGGACCACAGUUUUUUCGGCCAGGAAUGGCAGAAGAGAUGGUGCGCGCUGAGCUAUCGCACCUUCUAUUAUUACGGCCACGAGAAAGACAAGCAGCAGAAAGGCGAAUUCUACAUCGACGGCUACAAUGUCAAAAUGAACAACCUCCUACGGAAAGACUCCAAGAAAGACUUUUGUUUCGAAGUCUCGGCUCCGGACAAGCGAGACUAUCAGUUCUGCGCGUCGUCGGCCAAAGAGGCAAAGGAAUGGGUGAAAUGCAUCGACCUUGUUUUGAAAGAUAAGUCUGGUAUUAUCCAAGAAGAAGAGGAAGAGGAGGAAGAGGUGGAGAAGGUGGAAGAACAGCUAAUGUACGACGAUGUGGGACUUGCACCGGAUACAGACAUCUACGAGGUGCUCCCAGAGACCAGCACAGACUACCAGAACUACUACCAGGGCUUGUGGGAUUGCGUGGGGGACCACCCGGAUGAACUCUCCUUCAAGCGGGGAGACACCAUUUAUAUACUGAGCAAGGAGUACCAGAGCUACGGUUGGUGGGUUGGAGAGAAAAAUGGAAAUAUCGGAAUCGUGCCCAGAGACUACCUGCUGGAGCUCUACGCUUUAUAAACGCGUCACUCGCUUUUCCUGUUCAGGGUCACGCGGAGCCGAAGCCCAUCCCGGCCGACUUCAGGCGAAAGGCCGACUCCAUCCUGGACUAGUUGCUCGUUCAUCAUAAUGCAGUAAUUUUCCUAUGAUUGCUUCUUUUUUUUUAACCUCAGGUCAUGAUACCUGUAGUCUCUUCUUUUGCACUUUGUUACAACAGU
This is a messenger RNA of Syngnathoides biaculeatus (alligator pipefish), 1331 nucleotides long. RefSeq names its product src kinase associated phosphoprotein 2 (gene skap2). Gene Ontology annotation, cellular component: cytoplasm; plasma membrane. Lineage: Eukaryota; Metazoa; Chordata; Actinopteri; Syngnathiformes; Syngnathidae. The transcript is spliced from 12 exons. The record is from RefSeq and is a predicted model, not a curated record. Gene Ontology annotation, molecular function: protein binding. The coding region runs from base 202 to 1134 and encodes 310 amino acids.